AUGUCUCGCAACCGCCCUCGUCCUAGAGGCAAUGGCUUCGGCAACAACGAGGAAUUGGAGCUCUGGACCAAGAUCUGCCAGGAUAUUCGAAAAUCCAAGGAGAAAUUUGACCAGCAAGCUUCAUUGUCCAGUCAAAUUAAGACUUUGGUGGACAAAAUUGGCCUUGAAGGGAACAAUCCAACGUUGGCCGAACAUGAGCAACUCGAUACAUGGCUACGCCUAAGCCAGAAACUCAGCGAAGACGAGCGCUCAAUUAUGCAAGAUGAGCCCUGCGAUGUAAUCAAGAAUUUAGAGCUGCUUACUGCAUUGCGCAAAGCAUCGGAAGCAGAGGCGCCACCAAAUCGGUCAGCACCAUUCACCAAAUCCCGCAAGAAAAGAAACGAGGUCGAAGGCUCGGUGACCGAUUCUCCCAGCGCUUCGGGGGCUGACAAGUCUGCGCGCUCCAAAGGGACCGUCCCGCGCAGCGCAAGCGUCUCGUCAAGCACACAAGCCCGCGAAGGCGGCCGCCAGGAUAAUGCCAUGGUCAAGGUCGAGGAAGGGCCGACGGAGGGAACCAAAGGCACGAUCGCAGAGCGGAGUGGGUUGCUGGUGGUCGGGGCUCAGGUCGUGUUCAAGCACAACAAGAAUAAGCAGGGGGUGGAAGGUGAGGGGAUCCAAUGCAUAAUCAAGGCUAUCACGGGCGAGGGGCCGAAGAAGCGGUAUGAUGUGCAGGAUCCCGAGCCGAAUGAGAAUGGCGAGCAAGGGGCAGUUUAUAAGACCACGGCUGUCUCCCUGAUUCCCAUUCCUCAGAUCAACGCCCACCUUCCUGCGUUCCCGGCUGGCAAGCAGGUUCUUGCUCGGUACCCGGAUACUACUACCUUCUAUCGCGCGGAGGUGAUGGGUGCAAAGAAGGAUGUCUACCGCCUCAAGUUUGAGGGUGAGGAGGACGACAAGGAGAUGGAAGUGGACCGGCGCUUUGUGCUGGACAUUCCUGGCAAAUAA
Penicillium bovifimosum is the source of this 981-nucleotide messenger RNA. RefSeq names its product SAGA-associated factor 29 family protein. The record is from RefSeq and is a predicted model, not a curated record. The coding region runs from base 1 to 981 and encodes 326 amino acids. The transcript has 3 exons. NCBI's taxonomy places the organism in Eukaryota, Fungi, Ascomycota, Eurotiomycetes, Eurotiales, Aspergillaceae. Gene Ontology annotation, cellular component: SAGA complex.